UUUCUUCACAAACAACGUUAUUUAGCAGCUUAUACAAUGUUUAAGUGUGAAUUUCCUGAUGAAGGAGUGGUUCCACCAAAUUUUGAUGAAGGAGUUGACUCUGAUGUCUUAAACAAUUAUCUUCGAGACCUGGAUGGAUUCACCGGUUCUCAGAUAGAGAUUGGUCAUGAAGCACCGAUAGAUGUAAACAAUCUUAUUCAAUUAGUAAAUCCAGUGGACACAAAUCAAGUACCUACAUCUCCACAAGGACCACCUGCCAGAACAAAUUUAGAGGGAGUAUUUAAAUUCAGGGCAGAAAUAGACAGUAAACAUACAAGGAGAAAAAAGUAUUUAUAUUCCUAUCGUCUAAACCGUAUCUAUGUGGAUGUGAAUGUGAAUUUCUCAGUGGGCUUUACAUGGGAUGCAAGUAAUUUCCCUGGGGAGGCCUACAUUCGUGCUACAACAGUAUUCUCAGAUGUUACUCAAGCUGAGAAAAGAGUUGAACGAUGUUUUCAGCACUCACAUGAAACUGCAAAUUCUCCAGGAAAAUCCAGAGCUACGAUAAUGAAUGUUCUCCAUUCUGCUAGGGAGCAUGGUUCUCCUGAUGUCCAUUACUGUGGUAAUCCAGAUCAACCCGAUUCUUGGUACUCAGUUCUUGUCCGGACUCCUCGACCUACAGAAUUGGCUUAUCUGUUCCUUUGCAAGAGCUCCUGUUCUUCGGGGAUUAAUAGACGCCCUAUAGAAAUCAUCUUCACACUAGAGGAUUUUAAGGGCGAAAUAUAUGGUCGCCAAGUUGUAGGUGCGCGUGUUUGCUCCUGUCCUCGCAGGGACAUAGACCGUGAUGAAGUCGCCGAAGGGCUACCCAAAACCAAGAGAUCAGCACCGCAACCAGAGACCAAGGUUAAGAAGGUCAAGGUUGAGGCUGUUGAAAAAGAUGAUGGAGUUGUUAAAUUGCCAGCCAUUGGAGUAGUUGGCCGCAGAACAGCAAUUCUUGGCCUUGAAGUAAUGCUCAACAUGAUGGAACAGAAAAGAGAAGGCUUAGUAGCUAAUCGACUAAGCACAGAUACAACAUCUGUCAUAUAUAAUUUGGACAAAAGUAUUACAAAUUUAAUGAAACAUAUUAACCAAUUAAAAGGUCAGGAACAAUAGGUUUAGGUUCACUUGGCUUCUUGAAGUAAAUAUUCAUAUAUGUGGCCAGUAUUUGUUAAUCCACCUAAACUGAACUUAUGCUAGUAAUACUAUAAAUGUCCUUAAGUUGUUGUCUAUAUUUUAUUCUAGAGCGACAAGUUGUUAGCUACAGUAACAAGAUGUUGGUAGUAUUUGAAUUUAAGAGAAAUAGAUUAGUAUGAGUGUCGCCAUGUGCCAUUCUUUUCACAUAUUUGUAAUUUGUAAAAAUCCGCCUUUCUGUAUAAUCUCUCUUUUGUAACUUAGUAAAAUGUUAAUCAUGUUGUAUACUACAUUCCAGAUUUUGAAUGUUUCUUAAUUUUGAAUCAGGUACACUAUUUUACAAGUUAAUUUUUCAGUGUUAAGUAACCAGUGUUUUAGAUAUAAGUAAAAGUA
Pieris rapae (cabbage white) is the source of this 1539-nucleotide messenger RNA. It is a transcript of the gene p53, whose product is annotated as cellular tumor antigen p53. Gene Ontology annotation, biological process: apoptotic process; regulation of transcription by RNA polymerase II. The record is from RefSeq and is a predicted model, not a curated record. Lineage: Eukaryota; Metazoa; Arthropoda; Insecta; Lepidoptera; Pieridae. Bases 37 to 1128 code for a protein of 363 amino acids. Gene Ontology annotation, cellular component: nucleus. The transcript is spliced from 8 exons. Gene Ontology annotation, molecular function: RNA polymerase II cis-regulatory region sequence-specific DNA binding; DNA-binding transcription factor activity, RNA polymerase II-specific.